AUGGCGGCGCCUGGAUCGCCGGAUCUGACCGCAUUAAAGCCGUCAUUACAGACCAGUACUGGACACAAAAAGCAGUCGGAACCUGAGGGGCUUAAGCUGAACGUGGACGGGUUAACAGAGCUGCUGAACAGUCUUUCUGACCCUGUUAAUACCGGGCACAACAACGGAGAGAGCGCAAGCUUUACAUCAGUGGAGGAUCUGAUUACCAUGUUCGACCAAAAGUUAGACGCGUGUUUUGGAAAUUUGGAAGCUGAAAGCGAACUUAUAGCACCGGUGGAACAACUUACCGAAAACACAGUCCUACACAGCGACGAAAUUUGGAAUUCUCUGAUAGAACAUUUUGGUAAAAUCAUGCCAGUGGACUGGAAUCAGUCUUACACCCGCACACUUCACCUCCCCACACUCAUGACUGAGGACAGUCCGAGGGUGGAUAGUGUGAAUUUGGAUGUUUCUGAUGAUGAGGAGCUGAGGGAGCAGAUGGACCUGCAUUCCAUCAUCGUGCCUUGUGUUAAUGAUGAGCCCUUUGUAACUGCAGAGCAGGUGAUUGAGGAGAUAGAGGAAAUGAUGCAGGACUCUCCAGAUACUGAAGCAAAGCAGAACCCUGUUCAGUUAAAACUGACACAAAAAUCCAUCAACCACAGCUUUGAGGAAAGAGUGAGGAAUCUCAGUGUUGCAAAACUGAAUGAGCUAUUGGAAGAGGUGGAGGCAGAGAUCAGACACUACUCUGAGGAUCUGGUAAAGCAUCUGGCUCUGAGAGAUGAACUCGAGUUUGAGAAGGAGGUGAAGAACAGUUUCAUCUCUGUGCUGAUAGACAUGCAAAAUCGUCAGAAAGAGCACAGAGAGUUCAUGAAAAAGAAGAAAAGAGAAAAGAAUGAAGCCAAAGCAGAACAUGGAAGAGCAGGGAGAUUACCAACAAGUCACUUCAGCAUGGAGAGCAUUUCAACUGCCAUACAAAAUGGUUUUCGGCAAACUUUUAGGAAUGGGGGCGGGGACAAACAGUACCUCACUACAGUCAUUCCUUAUGAGAAGAAAGAAGGACCUCCAGCAGUUGAAGAUCUUCAAGUUCUCACAAAAAUUCUUCAAGCCAUGAGGGACGACAGUGAUAAAGUACCCAGUCUUCUUACAGAUUACAUUCUUAAAGUUCUUUGCCCUUUCUAGGAGGAAAAGUAGAGAAUGUUUUUUUACUUGGCAUUUCAGGACAGAGU
This is a messenger RNA of Trichomycterus rosablanca, 1205 nucleotides long. It is a transcript of the gene fez2a, whose product is annotated as fasciculation and elongation protein zeta 2a. Lineage: Eukaryota; Metazoa; Chordata; Actinopteri; Siluriformes; Trichomycteridae. The transcript has 9 exons. Gene Ontology annotation, cellular component: cytoplasm; axon. Bases 1 to 1158 code for a protein of 385 amino acids. The record is from RefSeq and is a predicted model, not a curated record.